CGUCUCGUUCCUUCUCUCCCCCAUGACUGUCUUCAUUCUCUCGCCCCCAUUUUCUCUCCAUUUGUGCUCUUCUUCCUCCUCUUCUAGCUUCGCGGUGUGGAUGAAUCUGCCGGAAGCUCAGAUUUUGUCCAGCUUGCACCUCUGUUGUUGCGGUUUCACGCUUCAACUCUGUGUAGAAUCUCUUGAUUUGUCGACACUACCCAGUUCUCAGUAGAGAAUUCUAGGAGAUUUUAACGUGUUUUUAUUUUCUUAGUUCUGUCUUUCAUCACCUUUGGUAUUCAGAACCAAGGUUUUUAUUUUUAUUUUUUAUUUUUAUUUUUUUAUUGGGGUUUGUAAGCCUGUUGAAGUGGUUUUGAGGAGGGAGUUGGAAUCUAGGAGACGUGCAUGUGCUGUGGGAGGAAUUCUCUGGGGAUUUCGAGGCCUUGUUGUAUGUUGUUCAGUAAAGGGAGUAGCUUUUUCCACUUGAAGGGGCUGGUGCUGCUGUUGUUGCAAGUCUUUUGACAUUGAAAGAGGCGGGGUUGCACGCCCCGGUGUGAGGAAGAGUCUUGUAGUAGGUGGGUUGUGUUGUGCCGUGGUAUAGUAUGCCGAAGCCUUGUGAUGCAUGCCAUGUUUCCAGCGCGGCGGUGUUCUGCCGAGCGGACGCUGCCUACCUGUGCGUAGGCUGCGAUGGGAAGGUCCACGGGGCCAACAAACUAGCGUCUCGACACGAGCGCGUGUGGAUGUGCGAAGUGUGCGAGGUUGCUCCAGCCGUGGUGACCUGCAAGGCGGAUGCGGCUUCUCUCUGUGUGGCCUGUGACACAGACAUCCACUCCGCCAACCCGCUAGCGCAGCGUCACGAGAGAGUGCCGGUGACACCUCUGUUCGAGAGUGCGAGUCCUUUGCGUGGGCCAGAUUUCUGCGUGUUGGUGUCAGAGAAUGGGUGCCAUGAUCUGCUGAAGGGCUGUGAGGACGCCUCGGUUGUGGAAGCUGUCUCGUGGCUUCUUCCGCACCCUAAGAUCUCGACCAACUCUAUUAUCAGAGGCAGCGCUGCAGCCGACGAGAUGGGUUCGUCGCCUUUCCACGACCGGCCCUUUAGUCCCAAGCCCAAGAAACAGAAGGUUGAAUUGCCCGCGGACAUAUUCUCUGAUGUGGACCCUUUCCUAGACUUGGACGAUGCAACCGUUACCGGAAUUCAACCCGACAGCUUGGUACCAGUCCAUAUGCCAGAAUGCUCCGAGGACACGGAUUCGCUUGCUCACUCCAUGGACCCUUCGUUUACUAAAUUUCCUCUCUCGGCGAAGAGCGGUUACAGCUAUGGCACAUCUACCCUUACUCAGAGCAUUUCUUGUUCGUCUCUAGAUGCCGCCGUUGUUCCAGACUCCAGUCUCAGCGACAUUUCCACACCCUACCUAGACUCACAAAGCUCCCAAGAUAUGUCAGCUCGCCUGCCACACCAGACUGGAGGUCCCAUUGACACCGUCGACCGUGAAGCUCGCGUGUUGCGCUACAAGGAGAAGAGGCAGAAGCGCAAGUUUGAGAAAACAAUUCGCUAUGCAUCAAGGAAGGCAUAUGCUGAGAGCCGGCCGAGGAUCAAAGGAAGGUUCGCUAAGAGAACUGAUUCCGACAUGGAGCAGUUUGGCUCAGUGGACUCAAGUUUCGGAGUGGUUCCAAGUUUUUGAGUUUUCUUGUGUAUUGGAGUCUCCAUCGAGCAAGGUCAUCUGAAAUGGAAAGCUGCUGUGUAACAUAGAGGAGCUGCUGUAAGAACUGUGUAGAGCCAUCCAAGUGGUGAAGCACCUGAAAAAGUGGCAGCAAUGUAAAUUGUUCAGACUCUCAAUGGUCACCAGUACCAAGUCAUGCCAUUCUAUAAUCCCUUUCAGAACACGAUUAAAUGCCUUGUGGACAGUACAGGAUGUAGUCAGAGUUCUAGUAGUGGUUUUUUUCUAUUUUUCUUUUUGUUGAUUGAGAGCUUUCGGAACGGUGAGAACUUCGUGGCGCGAAUCCUCUGUCCUGCGAUCGUUAUGAUGCAGCGAAUUCUUCCGAUCUUGAUGUAUUUCAACACUUCCAUAAUGCUCUUGGAUUUUUGGGUCAUUUCCUCAGAA
Molecule: messenger RNA, 2078 nt
Organism: Physcomitrium patens
Lineage: Eukaryota; Viridiplantae; Streptophyta; Bryopsida; Funariales; Funariaceae
Product: zinc finger protein CONSTANS-LIKE 3
Biological process (GO): regulation of flower development
Cellular component (GO): nucleus
Molecular function (GO): DNA-binding transcription factor activity; zinc ion binding; protein binding
Source: RefSeq, a predicted model, not a curated record